AUGAACAUUGUAAUAAUGAAUGGAUAAACCAAUUUCUCAAAAGAAAUGGAGGCUCUGUGGAACUGCUUUUCAUAAUAUAUGACAGCCCCUGGAUUAAUAACAUGGAUGUUUUUCAAUGGCCUUUAGGAGUAGCAACAUACAGGAAUUUUCCUGUGAUGGAGGCGAAUUGGUCAAUGCUGCAUAUGAAAGGCCAUACUUGUGUAGUAUCGUAGGAACCAUUUAUGAAAAUUCAUCCAGACAAGCACUAAUGAACAUUUUGAAACAAGAUGGGAAUGAUAAGCUUUGUUGGGUUUCAGCAACAGAACAGUGGCAGCCUCAAGAAACAAAUGAAAGCCUUAAGAAUUAUCAAGAUGCUCUGCUUCAGAGUGAUCUCACAUUGCGCCCAGCAGGAGGAAACACGGAGUGUUACAGAAUAUAUAAGGCUUGCUCCUAUGGCUCCGUUCCCGUGGUAGAAGACAUAAUGACAGCUGGCAGCUGUGGAAAUUCAUCUGUUUACCAUAAUCCUCCUCUGCAGUUACUCAAGUCCAUGAAUGCUCCCUUUAUCUUUAUUAAGAACUGGAAGGAACUUCCUAUUUUAGAAAAAGAGAAAACUAUAAUUUUACAAGAAAAGAUUCAAAGAAGAAAAAGGUUACUUCACUGGUAUCAAUACUUCAAAGCAGAGCUAAAAGUGAGAUUUAUUAAUAUUGUGGAAAGUUCAUUUUUAAAGAAU
Balaenoptera musculus (blue whale) is the source of this 709-nucleotide messenger RNA. Its product is annotated as ribitol-5-phosphate xylosyltransferase 1-like. Gene Ontology annotation, biological process: protein O-linked glycosylation via mannose. The annotation marks the transcript as partial. Gene Ontology annotation, cellular component: Golgi apparatus. The transcript has a single exon. The record is from RefSeq and is a predicted model, not a curated record. Lineage: Eukaryota; Metazoa; Chordata; Mammalia; Artiodactyla; Balaenopteridae. Gene Ontology annotation, molecular function: ribitol beta-1,4-xylosyltransferase activity.